AUGUCCCACAUUGCGGAUGCUCUCCAGCUCGUCACUAAGGCAAACCCGUCUGUGCCGCGGCCGAGACUCUCCGAGGCAGUUGACCUCAUAGAAAAACAAAUUCGCCUUCAAAUACGACUUGUUCAAGGCUCUUCCCCGAGUGAAAAAUCGUGCGACUUGCAAAAGUCUACACUUAAGGAGCAUGUAGGCCAACUGCUUGUUCAUGAUCAUCCUUCAGAACAGCCAAACACUGCGCGGACAACUCUCCCUUCUCCAGCACAAUCUCGUUCUGAGUUCUGGACAUCGUUCCUUCAAACUUCACAUCUGCUUGUGCCUAGUGUUGUCCAGGAGUCUGAUUCUCAUUCCUCGGGGCUAGAAAUGUCGAUCAUCAGAAACCGACCAAUUCCAUAUGCAACGACAUCAUUUACGCAACGUCUGUUCCGUGCCUGUGCAGAAAAUGGAUAUAAAUACUUGAUGAACGACAAGGUGUCUGACCAAGCCAUUUGGCCGGAAUUCGGACUCAUGCUGCAAAAUUUGCCACGAUCCGAGAUCGCAUUAUAUUUCAGACGAGUUGUGACGACAGUCCCUUGCAAUCCCCUUGAAGAUCCCCGAUUCCCCUUUAUAAGCUUUGGCGGGGCGGGGACGCAUUUCCAAGCCCCAGACACGAGAACAGAAGCGACAAGUACCCAGCCAUCACAUCGUAUUCAAAACGCAAAUGGAAUAAUUAGGAUUCCUUGCGACGAGGAGUGGUUUGAUGUUCAUGACGUGGAAGGAUUUCUAAUACACUGUGGUUUUCAAUUGGAGAAUACGCCUUCACCCCCUUCAAAUAGAGACUUUCGGGGCUUAUACUCGUCGCAAAAUAUUUCAUCAGCUACGGUCAGCCCAACAGCGUCGCCCCAUCUUCUCAUCGCAAAUCAGGCCAAUACUAUUGAACCACCAAGCGCCUCUAUAAACGAACAUGCGCUUAUUGAAGGUGAGUAUUAUCAGGUCAAGGCAAAUAAAGGUCAUUAA
Molecule: messenger RNA, 990 nt
Organism: Penicillium angulare
Lineage: Eukaryota; Fungi; Ascomycota; Eurotiomycetes; Eurotiales; Aspergillaceae
Exons: 1
Coding region: 1-990 (329 amino acids)
Source: RefSeq, a predicted model, not a curated record